Messenger RNA from Fomitopsis serialis, 1962 nucleotides. Its product is annotated as MFS general substrate transporter. The transcript has 14 exons. Lineage: Eukaryota; Fungi; Basidiomycota; Agaricomycetes; Polyporales; Fomitopsidaceae. Gene Ontology annotation, cellular component: membrane. The record is from RefSeq and is a predicted model, not a curated record. The coding region runs from base 490 to 1962 and encodes 490 amino acids. Gene Ontology annotation, molecular function: transmembrane transporter activity. Gene Ontology annotation, biological process: transmembrane transport.
GGAGUUAUGGAGGUAUGGUGGUCGUUGGCAAGCCUGACGGACUGUCCUGACCGUGGUUUCAGCCACGAUAGCAUGCGACGUCUACACGCACCUUCCAACCGAGACGUUUUCUGCGAUCGUCUGGGUAGCUGGCGUGCCCUAUGUAGGACCGGUCUUCAACAAGGUUGCCAGGCAGGAGGCGCGCGGGUACCUGCCAGGACACAUGAAUACGAGCGAUGUGGUUCUGUACCGUCAAUCGAAGGUCGACUUCGGCGACCUGAUAUUCCACGACCCGGACGGCAUGGACUUCAACCUGAAGAUGUCGUCGCUUGGCCAAGCGUUCCUCCUGUCGCCGCAGGUGACUCAGAACCUCCUCACACGCACGCAGGAUCCCACCAAGCUCUACGAAGCGGGCGAGAAGGGCUUGCCUUUGUUGGCGAUGAGCGGGUCUAAAGACAAACUUGUCGACGGUAGUAUCGUGGUAGCCGAGGCGAAGAGCACUUCCAGAACAUGGAUGUGUAUACCGUCGAGGGCGGUAGCCACACACCGUGGAUCGAGCAUAAGGACGAGAUUGUUACGGAGCUGUUGAAGUUUGUCCGCAAAGUCACGGUGGACACCGGCGCGCAACUUGUCGCAGGAGAAGACGCAGAGGUGUCUGAAGGAGAGGCUAACGCAGUUCGAAACAAGAUCGACUGGCAUAUACUGCCUCUGAUGUGUACGCUGUAUUGGAUCCAAUUCAUGGAUAAGACCACCCUCGGUAGUGCAGCAAUUCUAGGAAUCAGGGAGGCUACUCACCUGACGACAAACCAGCUUGGAACAAUAUUCUAUGUCAGCUAUCUCAUUUUCGAGUACCCACAGAACCUCGCUCUGCAACGAUUUCCUGUGGGUAGAUGGAUGAGUUUGAACAUCUUCGUGUGGGGGCUUGCGUUGCUAGGACACGCCGCGUGCAAGAACUUCACGGGCCUCUUCAUCGUUCGCUUCAUUCUUGGCAUGUGCGAAGGAUCUAUUACCGCCGGCUUCAUGAUCGUCAGUUCCAUGUUCUAUACCCGUAAUGAACAAACGUUGCGCGUCGGGUACUGGUUUCUCAUGAAUGGUACAGCACAAAUCAUUUCGGGCUUCAUCAGCUUCGGAACUUUACAUAUCAAGACCGAGGGGUUCGAACCAUGGCAAUGGUUAUACUUCCCGGACUCGCCGACUACCGCUUGGUUCCUCACACGGGAAGAACGUAUCAUAGCUAUCCGACGUCUCAAGGAGAAUCAAACUGGUGUCGAGAACAAACACUUCAAAAUUGAGCAAGUCCAUGAAGCCCUGCGCGAUCCGAAGACCUGGCUCUUCGCGCUCUUCUCCGCGCUGAAUAACGUCCCCAACAGCCUCACCAACCAAGGUCAGAUCAUCGUCGCCUCGUUCGGGUUCACGUACUUGCAGACGACCCUUCUCGGGUGCGUCGACGGCGUCAUCGAGAUUGCCACCAUCUGGACGGGGGUGCACCUCGCCGCUCGGCUGAAGGACGGACGCGCGUAUGUCGGCGCGAUGUAUUUCAUACCCAACAUUAUUGGCGUGCUCCUCAUCAACGUCCUGCCGUGGAGCAAUCGGAUAGGGCUCCUGUGCGCACAGUGGUUGACAGGUGUGGGAACAACCGGUUUCGUUCUGUCCUUGUCAUGGCUCUCGAACGUAACUGCGGGCCACACCAAACGAGUAACAGUCAACGCCAUCAUGUUGAUUGCGUACUGCAUUGGGAACGCUCUGGGGCCAUUCAUGUGGCAAGAGAAGAACCAUGUACCAUGGACUAUCAUCGGCCUCUGCUACGUGGCAUGCCCUGCGCUUAUGCUACUCAUACGGCGUGUGCUGGCCUCCGAGAACAACCGACGUGAUUUAGAGCCGCCGGACGACACGUACAACGACGCGUAUAUUGAUGGCGUCGACGCGAGCGGAAAACGUGUCCGCAAGAAGAUAGAUAAGGCGCUGUUCGAAAACUCGGACUGA